UUACACAGUUUGAUGCUUGCUUCCAUUGAAACCCUUCCUUUACUGAAAAACAUAUCCAUCUUGAUAUAAAAAAGGUUUUAUGUUGUAUACAGAGAUAGACGUGGUGGCUUUCUGCUACCUAUCCUUCGUUUUUCGAUGCAAGCUCACACCCUCUUUUGUAUGGGGGUUUUUUCUUUUUCGCUUGCUGUUUAUGCCUCCGAUAAGGUGAGUAUCAAGACGGCAAGGAAGAAACGAUUCAACCAGAAUAGAUGGAGCAUUGUUUACGAUGGGUAUAUCCUACGUAAAGAUCUUUCUAUAACAGAAGGAAAAAAGAAAAAAAAAAAAAAAAAAAAAAAAAAACCACGCAUGAUGCCACUUAUAAUUCGUACGACUUCAAAUAAGGUCAUCUGCUAAUGGAAAAAAAGAAUGGGACUGCCAAUUCGAAUUCAACAAGUCGAAUGAUUCUAUAUACUUUGCUAUAGGCGAAAAAA
Mycotypha africana is the source of this 470-nucleotide messenger RNA. RefSeq lists its product as uncharacterized. NCBI's taxonomy places the organism in Eukaryota, Fungi, Mucoromycota, Mucoromycetes, Mucorales, Mycotyphaceae. The transcript has a single exon. The record is from RefSeq and is a predicted model, not a curated record. The coding region runs from base 136 to 393 and encodes 85 amino acids.